Messenger RNA from Heterocephalus glaber (naked mole-rat), 3670 nucleotides. RefSeq names its product colony stimulating factor 3 (gene Csf3). Lineage: Eukaryota; Metazoa; Chordata; Mammalia; Rodentia; Bathyergidae. Gene Ontology annotation, biological process: immune response; positive regulation of myeloid cell differentiation. Gene Ontology annotation, cellular component: extracellular region. The record is from RefSeq and is a predicted model, not a curated record. Gene Ontology annotation, molecular function: cytokine activity; granulocyte colony-stimulating factor receptor binding.
AGGGCACGCCCCGCCUGCGACAAUCCCAGCGGCUGUGGCACCACAGGGCCCUACGGACCCGACCCGUGCGCACAGAGCGGGUGUGUGGCUCCGCCGGCAGAGCUCUCCCGGGAGGCGGCAGGGCCUCACCUUCUCCGCCUGCGCAUGCCCACUUGUUGUCUGUCAAGGUGGACGUGUGCGUGCCCUGUGACUGAGGAUUCUAGUCUUCCACACACCUGUAAUCCUUGCACUUGACAGGCUGAGGCAGGAGGAUCGCUGUGAGUUCAAGGCCAGCCUGAACCAUGUAAGGAGACCCUGUCUCAAAAACAAAACAAUUCUACUUCUCAGUUAAGCCUUCAAGCGGGUUGGCCGAGCAAGCCUUUUGGUGUGAGGCAUAUAUACCCCGAGUGAGGAAUGGCUUAUCUAUUUUUAAAUGGUUAAUGAAAAAAAUAAAAAGUAUUUUACAACGUGCAAAAACAUUUGACAUUUAAGUCCCAAUGUCCAAGUAUAAUUCAUUUACUUCGUGGGUGUGUGCGCCUGAACAUGCCUGUGUGUGAUACUGGGGGUUGAACCCAGGGCCUUUGUGCUGAGCUACAUCAUUUUUACUUUGCGACAGGGUCCUGCUAAGUCACUAAAUUGCCCACAAUGGGCUCAAAUUUGAAUCCUCCUGUCUCAGUCUCCCAGAGUGCUGGGAUUACAGACGUGCAUCACUGUGCCUGGCUCGUGUACGUAUUUUUCAUAGCUGCUUUUGUGCUAGAAAGGCAGAAUUGAGAAGUUGUGACCGAGCCGGCUCGGCACAGGCUUAAAACACGUGGGCGUGCUGUCUGGCCUCUGCGUCCACAUUGUCCGGCCUGGCUCCACGUCUGGGGACUCACCCCGGAAAGAUCUGGAGGGAGUCAGUUGUGUCUGUCCUGGACACUAGUGCACUCCUCGUGAUCACCCCGGCAUGGCGUGAUGACUGAGCCCCCGGUGUUCGAAUGGCCCCGGGCGAGGUGUGGUACCGGGUGUCAGCCCCCGUGAACGCCAUGUCAUCUACGCCGGGACCUUGGGCAUGGGCAGUCCAGUGCCCACAGGGGUCAGGGGGUGAUAAUCCCCCGUACAGAGGGGCAGACGCAAGGGACAUCCAGAGCUGUUUUUGUUUUUGGUUUUGUUUUUAACGUGAUAGUAAAAACAAUUUGCAAACUCGGACCAGGUGGCAGAACGUGAACGAGGGGCAGGUGACGGCUCCACCACGCAUGGCCACCAGAGGGCGCCCCAGCCUCAGAGACGCCCGCCUGGGCUCUGCCCCUUGCAUCCAGAGCACCUUCUGUGCUUGGGCGCGGACAGCCCCGCCAGGCAGGCCCCAGGCCCCACGGAGCUCAGAACUGAGGCAGAUCCCUCCUCGUUGAGACACCAAGUCUGCUUCUGUGACCUUGGGUAGGGUCCUACCCUCCUGGCCCAGGUCACAGGCUGCAGGGGCACCAAGGCUGCUUCCGGUGCUAAUGCUGCAGGGUUCCAGCGCGUGGGACCCACAGACUCACCUUCCUCACCCCUGCCCGGUCCACCCUGGGCCGGGGGAGUGUCAUGCCCCAGGUCCCCAUUCCAAAGCCCCGGGACUGUGUUGUAGUGGACCAGAGCAACUGUGCCAGCCUCAUGUGCCAGGGCAAUUGUGCGAGGAGGUGGAAGGGCAGGGUCAGGUGAGCCAAGGGCCCCAAGAGGGUCUUGAUUCAUUCAGGACUGACAUCCGGUUUCCUCUGGCCUCUGCCUGGAUUCCGGGGGCUUAAGGGGGUGAGUCAUGGGGGCUUGUUGGGGAGUUCCCAGAUAAUCAGCUUGGGACAGGACGACCUGGAAGGACCCACGGUGCCUCUCCAAGUGCGGGAAGGAAAACUCAGGGUCCUGUCUCAGGGCCGGCCCACAAGAGGCCAAGAGGGCCCUGGGAGUUUCUGGGUCAGCGGGAGGAGGCAACGAGCUGCUUCCUCGGCCCUAGAAUUAGACCUUGGGGGCAGGAGGCUUGGGACUCCCGGGGAGGGGCACAGGGGCUCCGCAGGGUUCCCGCCCGAGCUCGGAGGGGCGUCGGUCCCCAUGGAGGACCCUGGGACAGCCUCCAGCCUCCCCCUCCCCUUCGGCCUCCCGGACUUCGGGCCUUUGGGCCUUUGUCAGUUUCUGGUCAACCCCCGGGGGGGGGGGGGCUCAGCCCUGGGCGUGGCCUAGUGGAGGAAGAGAAUUUGAGGGGGACCAGACGUCAAAGAAGGAUCAGAGAUUCCACAGUUUCACAAAACUUUCGCAAACAGCUUUGUGUCCCAACGCCCUUGCAUUGUCCUGGACACCAACAAAUUUGCAUAACUCCUGGGAAGUUAUUACUAAGUCUUUGUCGUAGCCCCAGGUAAUUUCCUCCCAGGGCUCCAUGGGUUCUGUAUAAAGGUCCUCCAAGUGGGUCUGACAGCCACAGCCAGCAGUCCCAGCCCUCCCUGCACCCCCAUGGCCCACGCUGCUGCCCCGCGGCCUGUGAAGCUGAUGGCCCUACUGCUGCUCUUGCACAGUGCGCUCUGGCCCGGACACAAGGCCGCGCCCCUGGACACUGCCAGCCCCCUGCCCCUGCCCCGAAGCUUCGUGCUCAAGUGCUUGGAGCAGGCACGGAGGGUCCAGGCCGAAGCCGUGGAGAUGCAGCAGAAGCUAUGUGCCACGUACAGGCUGUGCCACCCCGAGGAGCUGACACUGCUGGGCCACUCCCUGAGCAUCCCAUGGGUCCCCCUGAAGGGCUGCUCCAGCCAGGACCUGCAGCCGACCCGCUGCCUGCGCCAGCUCCAGGCCGGCCUGGUCCUCUACCGGGGCCUCCUGCGGGCACUGGUGGGGAUCUCCCCAGAACUGUCCCCCACUGUGGACACGCUGCAGCUGGAUGUUGCUGACUUUGCCACCACCAUCUGGCAGCAGAUGGAGGACCUGGGAACAGCCCCGGCCGUGCAGCCCACCCCGGGCACCAUGCUGACCUUCACCUCUGCCUUCCAGCGCCAGGCAGUCGGGGCGAUGGUGGCCUCGCAGCUGCAGUGCUUCCUGGAGCUGGCCUACCGUGCCCUGCGCUACCUCAGGGGGCCCUGAGCUGGCUCCCGCCAGUGUAUUUAUCUCUAUUUAAUAUUUAUGCCUAUUUAACCCUCGUAUUUAAGCUCAGGGGAGACAGAGCCCAGCCCAACUCCUGGGUGCUUCCUCCCCAUCUCGAGCUCCAUUCUCCUGCCCACAGCAGUGAGGAACUCUGCCCUCCUGCCCCGAGCGGGAGGCAGAUAGGUAAAUACCAGGUAUUUAUUCCCGAGCCGGCACUGGCCUGCUCCGUCCUGGGCACUGGGGACCGAGUUCGGCCCCCACCCCAGUGCUGCCCAGCGGUGGCCCAGGCACUUCGGGAGGCCGCCCACGUGGGAGGCCACAUCCCUGUUUAAUAUUUAAACAGCACUGUUCCCAGCUCAUGGCUGGGUCCCUGUCCGCCACCUGUCCCCACUCCACCACACAGGUCUCGAGCCCUGGAAUUUAAGUUUUUCUCUAGUUUUUGGGUGGGUUUUGACUCCAGCACCAGGGGGUGCCCCCCUGGCCUCCACCAAGGCGGGGUUCUCUCUGGAGCCCCCCACGGAAGGGAAUGAAAGGGGGAGUCAGGGAAGGGGUGAAAGGGAGCCCGCCCCUUCUCGCUGUAACAAGUGUGUGGAUAAUAAAGUUGGUGGCUCCUGAG